AUGAAUUUUCAUGGUAACAAUGGACAAGCUAAUCAGACAUCUGUACAUUUGGUAAAUGACACGAAUCAGAAGGAAGAUGACACGUCAAUUGUAUACUCAUCGUCAGUCGAGGUACGUACAAAUGUUCUUUUAAAAACUGCAGUAGCACCCGUAUGGUCAGACCACUCAUGUAGAGAUACCCAUAUACUUUUUGACGAGGGAGCACAGAAAUCAUUUGUGACCGAAGAUUUAGCAAGAAAACUUAAUUCACAGUCAGAGGGAACUGACAUUCUACAGUUAUCAUCAUUUGGAGAUAGAAAGAAAAACGUAAGACAUUUAGAUAAAUCGACAGUGUUCGUAGAAACAGAUGCAGGACAGAAAAUACCGAUAAACGUUCUAAUUGUACCAAUGAUUGCCGUACCUUUGCAGAACAAUAUUCGCCACAUCAACAGAGGACUGAAUUAUUUACGGGGACUUAAGUUAGCACAUCCGGUAACACAGGAAGAGUCUUUCGAAAUAUCGUUAUUGAUCGGAGCUGACUACUACUGGGACUUAGUCGAGGAUGAAGUCAUACGGGGAAAUGGUCCAACCGCCGUGAGGUCAAAGUUAGGUUUUUUACUUUCCGGUCCAAAACUUAGUCAAGAUCCUAAACUACUAAAGAAGUAUGGAGAUAUAAUCGCCGAACAGGAACGCAGAGGAUUUGUUGAGACAGUAGAUGAAAAUGAACAAAAAGGCGGGAAAAUUCAUUACAUUCCACACCACCCUAUACACAAGAAAUCUAGAACAACUCCUAUACGAAUAGUAUACGACUGCAGUUGUCGUCAAUCACCAAGUCAUUCAAGUCUAAAUGAUUGUCUUAUGGACACACCACCAAAAUUAAAUGAUUUGACAAAACUCCUAGUACAGUUUAGAGCCAACCAGUUUGCUACAUGUACUGAUAUUGAGAAAGCUUUCUUACAUGUUGGAUUGAGCGAAGAAGAUAGAGAUGUUACCCGAUUUUUAUGGCUUAGUGACCCUACAAAUCCAGGAAGUCAGCUGAAAACUUAUAGGUUCAAAGCAGUGUUAUUUGGAGCGACGUCUUCGCCCUUUAUACUCAACGCCACAAUACAGAAACAUUUGAAACAAUUCGGAAACAGUGAAACAGCUAAAAUUCUAGAAAGAGAUAUUUACGUUGAUAACAUAUUGUCUAGUAUGAACAAAGAAGAAGAUUUACUUACGUAUUUCAAAGAAGCAAGAAGCAUGAUGGCUGGAGCUGGAUUCAACUUGAGAUCAUGGAGUUCAAACAGUGCUAAAUUACUAGAAUUAGCUAAAGAAGAAAACGUCCUAGAUACGGAUAAGUAUACCAAAAUACUUGGAAUGUUGUGGAACAGUCGUAGCGACGAGAUAUUUUACCCUAAGCGUGAUAUUCCUACACCGGAACUACUUCAACAUGUUACUAAACGAGAAGUUUUGAAAGAUUCUUCAAAGAUUUAUGACCCACUAGGCUUACUUAGUCCGAUUACAAUUAGAGCGAAAAUCCUGAUACAAGAGUUAUGGAAAUGUGGAUUAGAUUGGGACGAACUAAUACCAGAUAAUUUAAAGACUACGUGGAUAGAUUUGACCAAAGAUUUGGAAAAGGCAAUACAAUUCACUAUUCCUCGAUAUUAUUUUAGCAAGCCAUCAGCAUCAACAGAAUUAGUACUUCAUGUAUUUACAGACGCAAGUCCAAAGGCGUACGGCGCAGCAGCUUAUUUGAGUAACGAAAACGAAACAACUUUAGUAAUGGCGAAAACCAGAGUAGCACCAGUCAAAUGCUUAACCCUCCUACAACUUGAACUUAUGGCAGCAAUCAUCGGCGCACGACUAGCUGCACAUCUUUAUUCAACACUUAAUUAUCCAAAAAUUGUAUUUUGGUCAGAUAGCAGCAUCGUUCUUCAUUGGCUAACAUCUACGAAGACUUUGAAACGUUUUAUAGCUAAUCGAGUGAAGGAAAUAACAGAAUUGACGCAUCCAUACAAAUGGCGAUAUUGCCCUACUGAUAACAACCCGGCAGAUCUUCUAACAAGAGGACUUACAAUUGAACAAUUUGACCAGAGUAUACUUUGGCGGAAAGGACCACAUUGGUUAACAGAUAGUACAAAAUGGCCAGAACUAAACAGCGCAACAAACACCGUUUUGACGUCACUGGUAGAUGACAGAGAAAAUGAAGAGGAAUUGGACAACUUGAAUAUGACGCACCAAAAUAGUCUAAGCAGUAUAAAAAACAUAUUGGAUAUUUCGAAUUAUGGAUCUUACAUGAAGUUAUUACGUAUUACCGCGUAUGCCAUCCGUUUUAUACGCAACUGUAGACGGGAUAGGAUUUCCAGAAAAAGCGGACCACUGGAGGUAAAUGAAAUUCAAACAGCAGUAAAUAUUUGGAUUCUAUAUUGUCAAGAGUCUACGUAUACAGAUGAACUGUCAUAUCUGAGAGGAGCACAACACAGAAACACAAAUAAAGUAUCCAGAGUCCGACAAUUGGGACUUUUCUUAGACGAAACCGGUCUUAUUAGAUGUAACGGGAGAAUACACAACGCACCAAUACCAGAAUCAGCGAAAUUUCCGUACCUUAUACCGGCAAAUCAUCCGUUAACUAAACUAAUUGUAUUGGACGCACACGAAAAGUUACUUCAUAGUGGAAUGAAUGCUACAGUGACCUAUAUUAGACAAACGUUUUGGAUACCAACUAUUCGACAGUAUGCAAAGAAAUUACUCCGCAAAUGCGUUAUUUGCCGCAAAGUGAAUGGAAAAUCGUACGUUGCACCAGACCCACCACCUUUACCAAAAAUCAGAUUACAGGAAGCACCCCCCUUUACAGUCACUGGAGUGGACUUUACAGGAGCAUUACUUGUAAGAGACGAAAAUAGAAUUUUAACAAAAGCAUAUAUAUGCCUGUUUACCUGCGCUUCUACCAGAGCCGUUCAUCUAGAGGUGGUACCGAACAUAACCGAACAUUCGUUUGUUCAAGCUUUUAGGCGUUUCGUAAGCCGCAAAUCAAUACCUAAGACACUUAUAUCAGAUAAUGCAACUACUUUAAUCACAGGAGCAGAGGAACUAAAAAGAUUAUGUGAAUCGGCAACACUAAAAGAAACGUUGUCUACACGAGGAAUAGAAUGGAAAUUCAUACCAAAACGCGCACCGUGGUAUGGUGGAUUCUGGGAGAGACUUAUUGCGCUAACAAAGACAAGCUUGAAAAAGACACUUGGACGAACUCAAGUUAGUAUGGAAACUCUACAGACUGUCGUGACAGAAAUAGAAAGAAUUUUAAAUGACAGGCCACUUACAUAUUUUUCAUCAGAUAUCAGAGAUUGCGAGACGUUAACCCCAGCUCAUCUUUUGUAUGGUAGAAGAAUAUCAACACUGCCAUAUCCGCAAAUAGACAUAGAGGAAUUCAACGAUCCAACCUAUAUGAACCACAAAGAAAUUAACAAAUGUGCACAAAGACAAACUUUAUUAAUACAACACUUCUGGACCAGAUGGAAGUCCGAAUUCUUAACUUCAUUGCUGAAAAUAUUGUUAUCUGUCAUGACGGAGAGAGAGAGAGAGAGAGAGAGAGGGAGACAGAGAGACAGAGAGACAAAGACAGAGAGAGAGAGAGGCGGGAUUGAGAGAGAGAAAAAAAUAGAGGGGGUUGCGAGAAAGACGAUUGUGAGAGAGAGAGGAUUGAAAUAG
Molecule: messenger RNA, 3666 nt
Organism: Mytilus trossulus (common blue mussel)
Lineage: Eukaryota; Metazoa; Mollusca; Bivalvia; Mytilida; Mytilidae
Exons: 3
Coding region: 1-3666 (1221 amino acids)
Biological process (GO): DNA integration
Molecular function (GO): nucleic acid binding
Source: RefSeq, a predicted model, not a curated record